Molecule: messenger RNA, 6331 nt
Organism: Lepisosteus oculatus (spotted gar)
Lineage: Eukaryota; Metazoa; Chordata; Actinopteri; Semionotiformes; Lepisosteidae
Gene: slc24a3
Product: solute carrier family 24 member 3
Biological process (GO): intracellular calcium ion homeostasis; calcium ion transmembrane transport
Cellular component (GO): plasma membrane
Molecular function (GO): calcium, potassium:sodium antiporter activity; calcium channel activity
Source: RefSeq, a predicted model, not a curated record
UCUCUCUCACACACACACAGGAGCUGUUUCACCAUCAAACAGCUGCACGGCAUCAAUCUGGAUAAGCGCUUCUCUUUCUCUCUCUCCCUCUCCUUUUUACAACAUCCACAACCUCACAUGAGACCCGGUCCUACAAGACCUGGCACCAACCUUACCAUCCAUGGACCGCUCCUACAGUCCAGCACCUAAACAUCGCACAACACUAGGAUUUAAAAUGAUAUAGAAAAAGCAAGUUUUGUUAUUAAGCCGACUGUAUUCCUCCUAUUAGGUUUUGAAACUUUUGCAACCUUCUGUUUCUUCCUCUUUUUUGCAAAGAUCCUGUUAAGCUCUAUGGAUGGGGCUGGAGCCAGGAUGUCUCUAGCAUUUCGAACCAGGACUCGGCAGCUUCAAGUGAUGCUGAACCAAAAAAAGAUCAAAGCGCGCAGAAAAAAGCGAAAGGAGUUGUUUUUGGGACAGAUCUGUUUAAUGGGCUUUUUGCUGUUGGUUGUAUCGUGUUUUUCAUGUCUGGCUGAGAAAUCAGGUUAUGAUAUAAUAAACUACACUACUGAUAAUUACGACAGGUGGAGUGGUCGGAGACUCAUGCAGGAAACUGAAAACAAUGAGACUGAGGAGGACCAGCUUAAAGACCAUCUGUUUAAAAACUGUACUGCGCCAGCUCUUCAUGAAUUCCCCACGGACCUUUUCUCACACAAGGAAAGAAGAGAAGGAGCCAUUGCACUGCAUGUCCUUUGUGCAAUGUACAUGUUCUAUGCCCUGGCUCUCGUUUGUGAUGACUACUUUGUGCCCUCUCUGGAUAAAAUUUGUGAACGCUUGCACCUCAGCGAAGAUGUUGCUGGAGCCACCUUCAUGGCAGCAGGCAGUUCAGCACCCGAGCUCUUUACUUCAGUCAUUGGUGUGUUUAUCACAAAGGGAGAUGUGGGUGUUGGAACCAUUGUGGGAUCAGCAGUUUUUAAUAUCCUCUGUAUAAUUGGAGUCUGUGGGGUAUUUGCUGGACAGGCUGUCACCCUGUCAUGCUACACUCUUCUUAGGGAUUCUGCAUAUUACACACUGUCAGUGGCAGCCCUCAUUGUGUUCAUUCAUGAUGAAAAGGUUUCCUGGUGGGAGUCAUUGGUCUUAAUUUCGAUGUACUUGGUGUACAUACUGAUCAUGAAGUUUAACUCCAGGGCACAGCGCUACUUUGAGAGAAGGAGGAAGAGUGCAAUUAACAUGAUCAAUGGUACAGCAAACAAUGCAGACAUGGAUGAUAACACCAACUGUGAUGCCACUGUAGUGCUACUUAAGAAAGGAAAUUUCCAUCGUAAGACAUCUGUCCUGAUGGUGGAUGAGCUCCUGUCAGCAUAUCCUCACCAGCUGUCGUUCUCUGAGGCGGGUCUGAGGGUCAUGAUCACCAGUCACUUUCCUGCACGCACCAGGCUCACUAUGGCUAGUCGGAUGCUGAUCACUGAGAGGCAGCGACUCGUAAACAACAAGACUUUCAGCAAUGGUGACUCUGAGGUGGCUAUCAGGAUCCCCAAUAAACACAGCAUCGAGAACGGCCUGGGCAUGGGUGCGUCCUCGGAGAGGGGCAUGAAUGGACACCACGGAGAAGAGGAUGGUAUGGAGACAGGAAACGAGACAGAGAACGAGAACGAGGACAAUGAGAAUAAUGAGAAUGAUGAAGAGGAAGAGGAGGAGGAUGACGAUGAUGGGCCUUUCUUACCCUUUGAUCCCCCAGCUGGCAUAUGUAACAGGUUAAAGUGGCUUAUCGCUUGGCCACUGUGUCUCCUGCUGUACUUCACAGUCCCUAACUGUGGUAACCCCCGCUGGGAGAAGUGGUUUAUGGUCACCUUCAUAACCUCUACCAUGUGGAUUGCAUGUUUCUCCUACGUAAUGGUCUGGAUGGUGACAGUAAUCGGCUACACUUUGGGAGUUCCUGAUGUAAUCAUGGGUAUUACCUUUCUGGCAGCAGGAACCAGUGUACCCGACUGUAUGGCAAGUCUCAUUGUGGCCCGGCAAGGAAUGGGGGAUAUGGCUGUCUCAAACUCCAUUGGCAGCAAUGUCUUUGACAUCUUAGUAGGGCUUGGACUUCCUUGGACAUUGCAAACCUUGGCCAUAGAUUAUGGCUCUUAUAUCCAUCUCAAUAGCAAAGGACUAAUUUUUUCUGUGGGUCUGUUGCUAGCUUCAGUUUUUCUCACAGUUCUGGGUGUGCACUUGAACAAAUGGGUUUUGGAUAAGAAACUGGGGUUUGCGUGCCUUUUCAUGUACGCCAUCUUCCUGUGUUUCUCCAUCAUGAUCGAGUUCAAUGUUUUCACAUUUGUGAACUUGCCAAUGUGCCGGGAUCACUGAUUGCUCUAUUCAGGGGCAGCUUCUGGCUUUUUCUUUGUUUGGAUGAUUUUUAAAUUAUUUUAGUUUUUUUUUCUCCAGUGCAAUAUGGACAAGGCUUGCACAUCUGUUUGUGGAAAGGAAACUUAGUGCACUAAAGCUUAUAUUUUAAACUGUCAGUGACAAACCAUGCAGACAGGACGUGAAUAAAAUAUUGAACAAUGCCUGCAUUUAUGUGAAAAAGAAUUUUAGAUUUUGUAUGUGAAACACAGACUGAUUUUUGCAAUGGAUCUCCUUUUCAUUAGCUGCUAACUGGCUGGAAGCUGACUGAAUAUAUACUGGAUCAUUAAUAUCAUUUUUUUAUUUUAAUUUUUCAAAGACAUUUUUCUGUGACUCUGUGAAAGGUACAGGUGACCUGAUUUAUAUAUAUGGACAUGGCAACCUCAUCUUACGAGUUCCAUUUUAAUUCUGCAUCAAUUUUCUUGCGCCUAAUCAAAGUCUGAUACCAUCUAGUCCUUUUUUUAUUCCUCUUCAUUGUGCUUCUGUAUUUGGAUGUCAAAUUGCCAAGUGAUUAUUUAAACCAAUUAAUGGAAAAGAUGAAGACAGUGUUUUGUUGUGGCUUUAUGAUAACUGCGGACUAUAACCUACAGUGUACAAUGUCACAAUAUGCUGUGUUUUAUGGGUUUAUAUUUGCAAAGCUGGUAGGGUUCAAACAUUUUAUACUGUAGGUAUUUCUCUAAGUUCUACUCACCUUUACACAUACAAUAUUGCAGUAUUAACACAGACUUACAGAACAGAGUCCAUUAUUAAAGGGUAAUGGUAGAGAAAAAUACACUAUAAAUAACUAUAUUAUAAAACAAUUCUGAAGAAUUUAGCAGCAAACUUCUUUAAAAAUAACAUUUAUUAAUGGGUUUAAACAAAAGGUAUUCCGGGAUUUCAGGAUGUCAAGACAUUUGCAUUCCUUCUUUAGGCAUAUUACAUGAAAUCAAAAGAAUCUGAGAAUCUGAAUAUAAUUAGACACAGUAUUUUGUUUUUCUUAAUUUAUUUAGCAAUAUAUAUGCACUGUCUUUGCAUGCUUAUGGUUUUUCUGAAAAAAUCAAAAAGGUUAACUUGCUACACAGGAAAGAUAAUAAUAGGAGUGAAGUCCUGCACUGCCAUAAUUGCAUAUCAGCUUUCUAUUGUUUUUCUACUUCCAUUUCCAUUAAUGUUUCAUGACCUUUUUAUGCCCAGUGUUUAUGUGGAGAAACACAAAAAUAUUAAGCUGUUGUCUCUCAUGAAAACCACUGUAAGCCAGACUUCCCAGUUUUAAGGCAAAGUAGGACACUAAAAUUACAUUUUAAAAUCCUGUGGCUUAAACUAAAAGAAAUCUGAAAAUAUACAUACUUAUACAGGUACUUGCCAGAUGAGCAUUUCUGAACUGGCAAAUUGGAAGUGUAUGUAAAGUUGUAUCUACUGGAUCUGUGUCAUGUGUAGCCCCCACCCCAUUGUAAUACUGUCUUGUAUUAGCACUGAGGUUGCAGAAAGGAAAUCGUUGGAGUUCUGCAUGUCAAUUUUAGGAUCAGUGUGAAAACCUUGAGAAACAUGCAAUUUAAAACUAUUCUUUACAGUUACCACUGACUUUAUAAGAUGCCAAGAAGUCAAGGAGAUUGUCAAUCCUGCCUAAAGAGGCAUACCUCACCUGAUUAAAAAUCAAGUGCACCAAUACAGAUAGCUUACAAGCCUCUAACAUUUGUGCUCUCUCCCAAUUCACUGUCCUUUUGGAAAGUGGAUGAACAUUGGUACAGUUCCGCAUAUCCAUAUCAUUAUCUUUGCAGGUUAUUUAUGUAGGUUAUUUACUGUAGGUUAUUUACUGUGUGGCAGGAAGGAACGUUAGUAUAUUAUGCUUCAGUAGUUAAAGAAGAAAGAGCUAUGAAGGGCAAUAUUAUUGUGAGAUUCUGAUGUUCUCCCAGAAAAGCCUUCCUACUUCUUUGAUAAACUAAGCACUACUCAUCAAGUUAGUACUGGAAUAUUUUUCUGUUUAUUAUAUAUCUAUUUGUUUAAAUGAUUUAAUCCUUUCUCUUUUGGAACUUUCAAGUCCGUUGGCACAUCUCCAGGGAAUGAGGCUGCUGUGUGUUAUCAGGGGACAGACCCAGAAAUGUUUUUUUCCAUGAUAAUAGUAUUUUAAUGUGCUUCAAUAUGAUUAUCGCUCGCAACCUUUUUUUCUUUUGUGACGUCUUUCAGAUGUUAAAAAUAGAAUGAGAAUGAAUGGCAGUUUACUGUAUGAACUGCAGUCUAAAUCUUUUCAUUUCACAAAAUAGUAACUGUUUUUUAUUUUAUUUUCUUAAUACCAAUAAUAACGUAACUUUUAAUAUUCCCUCAAAUUUCACAAUAUAAUAGGAUUUUUUUUAAAUGUAAAAAUAUUUUAUCGUUUGAAGAUCUACUCAAGGCUGUAUUUUUUUUUAUUUUAAGGUAUUUUAAUUCUACAAUAACUGCACAAUUGGCCAAUAAUAAAACUGUUCAUGAGUAAAGGGAAUUACUGUAGUUGCUAAAGAUAAAAUUGAAAUAAAUGCAAAAUAAGACAAAGGGAAGUGAAUAGAACCUCUAGCAGUUUUAAAUCUUUAGGUCUUUUAAAGUGUUUUCAGUCAGCUUUUUUGAGUUUUUAUUUUCUCUGAAUUACCUUUGCAUGUUUUUUGUUCUAUUUCAAUACAAAAUAGAAAUGUCACAGAAUGUUUCCCAAGCACAUCGGAAAUCAUCCUUUGAUCCCAGAUUCUUUGCCUCCAAUCCCUGGAAUCAGGCUUACAGGAACAAUCCAAAUGAAACCCAAAUUAAAGUCUGCGCUUCACUGCUUCAUUGCUUCAGCUUGUUGUCAUCUGACAUCGGUAGGCAUUUGGUGUGGCUGCUCAUUGUUUCAAAUUUCGGUCAGUGGAAAAUGUGUCCUUUGGAAUUCGACAGGAAAGCUUCACUCAUGAAAUCACCAGGAUGCUUAUAUAUUUUCAUGCUAGUGGCACAACCACAGCAUUGCAUCCUGUCCAGUUUUUCAUCUCAGCCCCUUUGUGUAACCUUUUCAGAUGCUCAUAUAAUGGAUUGGCAUUCAAAAAUACUGGAGAAAAGAAUUAGUAAAUCACAUAAAUCAGUAAAUGUAUUGCCAGUUAUUUAUUUGUAAACCUGAAAUACUUAUUAAAGUAACUAAUUGAUUUUCUACCAUUUAUAAGAGAGAUAGUGUGGGACAAUGGUUAGUUUUCUGUACUCAUUACUGGAAAAUUGUGAAUUCAGAUCCUGUGAGGGAUAUUGCGGUUGUUUGCUUAUAAAUGGCCUUAGAUAACUCCUGUAAAAUGCCCUGUUGUACCAAUUGAAGUUAUUUUGGAUAAUAUGAUUCCAAAGAUCACAGGUUUCUGGAAAACGUGGACUUCCUCUACAGUCUUCACCUCCACAAAAAACGUUAUCCUACGAAUAUUGGCUCACAACUGGCAAGUGUUUACAGACUCUGCACCAUUUUCUUGAACUUUCAUGGAAGCACUGCAGUAUAUUUUAGUCUCUUAUUUUGUUGUCUAUAUAUAGGGAGAUAUAUGAACAGAAUUCCAUAUAUAUGCUUAUGUGAGUUUUUGUCUAUGCUAAUGCAGAAUUACAAACUUGUUCUGCCCAAUGACAGUUUGCUUUUCCUUUUUGUUGUGAUGAACAAAACUCUUUAGAUGAAUUGAAAAAGUAUUUUGCUCUCUUUAGGUGAAUACACACUAGAAAACCUUUCGCCUGUUGUUUGGCUCUCUGUAGAAUAUAUCAUUGUAUAUAAAUAUAGUCUAGCCCCAAUGUAUAUGUGUGUUGUACUAUAUGGGGUCUUAACUGAUAAUAAUAGUCUAACUAUAUUUUUUUCUCUCAAGAAUGUCCAUAGCUCAGAUUAUAAUUGCAAAGCCAUUUUGACUUUACAAGGAGCAAAGCAAACACAUGGAUAGAAUUGCAGCACUAAUGACAACUAAUGGGAACUUGUGUUUGUAUUGCAAGACACAAAACAGUGGGUUUAAUUGAAGUUUAAGUUUUGUGUCCAGGCAAUUUUGAG